UAUUUUAGCCAUUAUGAAAAGGACAGUUUAACAGAGGAUCGGAUUCUCUUGGUUGUCGAGUCUAUUUAUGCUUAAAUAAGUGAUGACUGUUUUAUUUUAUUUUUUCACUUUCGAUUGAUUCAAUAAUUUGAUCAUGAGUUCCAUCUUGUCAAACGUUCUUCCUGCUCCGGAAGAUCCUGUUCUCAGUGUCAUUUUUGCUUGUAGAGAUGAUCCUUGUCCGGUUAAGUUGAAUCUGAGCGUCGGUGCUUAUCAAACCGAGGAGGGAAAGCCUCUUGUUCUUGAGGUGGUAAGAAAAGCAGAGCAACAAUUAGCGAAUGACCUGUAUUGUGACAAGGGAUAUCUCCCAAUCGAUGGACUUGCUGAUUUUAACAAAUUUAGCGCUAAGCUAAUCUUAGGUGAUGAUAGUCAUGCAGUAAAAGAGAAUAGAGUUGUUACUAUCCAGUGUUUGUCUGGUACUGGUUCUUUGAGAGUCGGAGCUGAGUUUCUAGCAAAACACCACCAACAGCGUGUCAUUUUCGUUCCAAACCCAACUUGGGGGAACCAUCCCUUUAUUUUCACAUUGGCGGGUUUGUCGGUAGAGUAUUUCCGUUACUAUGAUCCGCAUACCCGAGGACUCGACUUUGAAGGCAUGCUCGAGGAUCUUGGUGCAGCACCGUCUGGAGCUCUAGUGGUAUUGCAAGCUUGUGCGCAUAACCCCACAGGAAUUGACCCAACACUGGAACAAUGGGAACAGAUUCGACAAAUCGUGAGAUCUAAAGGCUUAUUACCGUUCUUUGAUAAUGCAUAUCAGGGUUUUGCUAGUGGUAACCUUGACUCAGAUGCACAAUCGGUUCGUAUGUUUGUUGCUGAUGGAGGUGAAUGUUUAAUAGCUCAAAGUUUUGCCAAAAACAUGGGUCUUUAUGGUGAGCGUAUUGGUGCUCUUACCAUUGUAUGCACCUCAGAGGGUGUGGCUAGGAAAGUAAAAAGCCAACUGCUACUUGUUGUUAGACCUAUGUAUCUUACCCCACCAAUUCAUGGAGCAUCCAUUGUUACCACAAUUCUUAAAAACAGUGAUAUGUACAAGGACUGGACCAUUGAGCUGAAAGGCAUGGCUGACCGCAUUAUUAGCAUGCGCCAACAGUUAUAUGAAGCUAUUCAAGCUAGAGGCACACCUGGUGAUUGGAGUCACAUUAUCAAACAGAUAGGGAUGUUUUCUUUUACAGGAUUAAAUGAGAAGCAAGUUCGGAUGAUGGCAAAAGAGUAUCACAUUUACAUGACUUAUGAUGGUCGAGCUGAAGGGACACGCUGCUCUCCAUGUCGCCUACCAUUGCGUUCUCUCCACAAGUAGUGAAUAGUUGUCUGAAAAACUGAGCGAAUGAGGAAAAUGAUAGUCUUGUUCCUUGAACCAUCUAGCAUAAACCUUAGAAUCUUGUUCCAUUCGUUUGAGUAGUGUAUAUCCAUAAGCUUCAGUUACACCUGCAGGUACACCUGGUGAUUGGAGUCACAUUAUCAAACAGAUAGGGAUGUUUCCUUUUACAGGAUUAAAUGAGAAGCAAGUUCGGAUGA
Brassica napus (rape) is the source of this 1545-nucleotide messenger RNA. Its product is annotated as aspartate aminotransferase, cytoplasmic isozyme 2. Gene Ontology annotation, molecular function: pyridoxal phosphate binding; L-aspartate:2-oxoglutarate transaminase activity. Gene Ontology annotation, biological process: biosynthetic process; amino acid metabolic process. The record is from RefSeq and is a predicted model, not a curated record. The transcript is spliced from 12 exons. NCBI's taxonomy places the organism in Eukaryota, Viridiplantae, Streptophyta, Magnoliopsida, Brassicales, Brassicaceae. The coding region runs from base 134 to 1327 and encodes 397 amino acids. Gene Ontology annotation, cellular component: mitochondrion.